Molecule: messenger RNA, 3591 nt
Organism: Pantherophis guttatus
Lineage: Eukaryota; Metazoa; Chordata; Lepidosauria; Squamata; Colubridae
Gene: ERG28
Product: ergosterol biosynthesis 28 homolog
Cellular component (GO): membrane; endoplasmic reticulum
Molecular function (GO): protein-macromolecule adaptor activity
Source: RefSeq, a predicted model, not a curated record
UAGGUGCCGCUGCCUUCCCAUCCAUGUGACGGUUUAGAGAAGGUCGUGGAGACCAACCAGGAAAAGGCGACGUCUGACCGUCGACCAAUCGCUACGCAAACUAAGGAAGGGGCGGGGCUCGUGCGCCUUAAGUUGGAGAUUGUGUCUUGCUGCUUCUAAGAUGAGCCGGUUCUUGAAUGUACUUCGUAGUUGGCUAGUUAUGGUGUCCAUAAUUGCUAUAGGGAACACAGUGCAAAGCUUCAGAGACCACAGCUUCCUUUCUGAGAAACUGUAUACAGGCAAGCCAGGCCUUGUAAAUGGUCUCCAAGCUCGAACCUUUGGCAUUUGGACCUUGUUGUCUUCUGUGAUCCGCUGCUAUUGUGCCAUUGAUAUCCGCAACAAGACCCUCUAUAACAUCACACUUUUGACCUUCUUCAUUGCCCUGGGCCACUUCCUCUCUGAGGUGUUUAUUUAUGGCACAGCAGCUGCAACGAUUGGUGUCCUGGCACCCUUAAUGGUGGCAAGUUUCUCCAUCCUGGGGAUGCUGAUUGGGCUACAGUACCUGGAGGUAGAAACCACAUCACAUAACAAGAAGCGGAAUUGACAUUACAGCACCUGUCUUCCAAUCUGCCCUCCAGUCAUCUUCCAGUGUCUACCAUAUUAUCUUCCUGAUCUUCUUUUUCGAGCCUGUACCAUACAGGGCAGUCAGAAUACUCUUAGAUUUCCCUAUUGGUUAUUUUAGUUCCCAUUUGAUUUUGAAAUGAGCAGAUAAUGGCAGAAAAAUAGUUUUGAGCAGUUCCUCCAAACUGGAUAUAGGGAGCAGUAUCUUAAAGCAUCGUGAGAUGUAGUAGAAAAGCCAAGUGAAGUUAUGCCAGGUGAAGGUUAUAGAUUUCCUCUCUUGACAUUCUGAUGGCAAAUGAUAGAAAAAGCAGUGUUGUCCAAAAUUUGCUGAAAGAGGGGGCGUGUAAUGUCUCCAUGGCACUCGGCAUAGUUGUCCAUAAGUAUGGCAUAAAUGAAAGGGAACUGUGAAAACUUGUGAGGAAGAAGUAUCUCAUGUCUGAGCUAAAUCCAAAGUACCUUAUAAAUUCUUCUUUUUGAAGAUUAAAGACUAAAGAGCGAAGCUUGAUCCUCUUUUGCCUUUAAGAGGCUACUUGUUUAGGUAACUGCUUUCUUCCAUCUUCCAGGAACCUGUUUUCUUUUCUCUGAAAAUAGCACAAUUCAUUUAACUGCUGUUCUUUUCUGAACAUAUAUGAGAACUGGAAUAGUCUAGGCAAGGCAAGUGCAUAGCAAGCCAAUAUUCCUGCCUGAGCAGGGGAUUAAACUAGAAGACCUCCAAGGUCCCUUCCAACUCUCUUAUUCUGUUAUUUAUUUCAAAACAAAGCUGUCAACCCUUGUAAAAAAGGGGCUGCCAAGGCCAUAGAACAAAUAAGUAACUUUCUGCUUCUGUAAAAAGAGGCAAAAAUUGUGAAUUUUUUAAUGUAAUGACUGCUGCUAUUGUGGUUAUGCAAAGUAUCUGCUUCCAAAAUGGAAUGGACAUUAGUAAGGAAAUGGAUUCUCCUGUUCCUAUAUCUUGCCACAUAGUCACCAAAUUUUACUGUUAUCUGUUUUUAUUCUAAUUUUUAAAUUGAUUAUUUUAAUGGUUUUUAUAUAUUACUUAUUAUGAAUAUGUAUGCUACCCAGAGUAAUUGUGUGAGAUGGAUAGCUAUACAGAGACAGACAGACAGACAGACAGACAGACAGAUAGAUAGAUUGAUAGAUAUAGAAAUAUGCUUUGGAGAUCAGAUUAUCUGGAACAGAUUUUGGAAAUGCACAAAGAACUCAGAAGGGAUUAAUGGAAUCUUGCACUGCAUGGUCAAAAAUAUCAUCUCAGAUGGCUGUUGCCCACAAUUAGUAUUUAUCUACCUCUCUCUACCAGAGUGACAUAUGCUAACACUGUCAAUUGUACAUAAUUUGGCUGUAGACUGUCAUCUGAAUUGGCAGUCAUUGAAGCCAAUUAUAACAGCUGUCAGUUUGCUAGCAAGACCAGUCAAAGUUUCAAACAUCUAAAGGAGAGAUUUCUCCUAUGUUUAUCUACUUGUGCAUUAUCAAGUCACAGUAAACCUAAAAAGAUACAUCAUAUAUCCACAAAAGAGAGGGCCUUUCCUGUGAUGGCAUCUUAUCUGCAGUGCACUGUGAAUCUACAGUUGACAUUAACAUGGUAUUCUUAACAUGUUUUAUUUCUCCAGCCACCUUAACUUGAAAUCAUUUUUUGUAACUGGUUAAAUGUGCCUCUCAAUUAUAUUAAUGUUUUUGCUUUAAUAUUGUAUUACAUAUGCUUUCUAUGCUGACUUUUGUGCAAAGUGCUUUAUACCAGUGGCCCCCAACCUUUUGGGCACUAGGGAGCGGUUCUGUGCAGAGAGGCUUUUCCGUGGACCGGAAGGGGCGUGGUUUCGCAUGCUGCCUGCAUCCCACAGAUGGGGCUUCAUUUGUUUGCACAGACUGGUUUCUGGCAUGCUGCAGACCAGUGCCGGUCCACAGACUGGGGGCUGGGGACCCCUGCUUUAUAAAUUUUUAAAUAAAUAUACCUCCCUUAUAAAUUAUUUUGGGCUGGGAUGCUCAAAGGCAAGUGUGUCAACCUCAGCCAUGUCAAAAGUUCUGAAGAUGAUCACAGAAGCAGCUUAACCCAGUCUUCCCUAACCUAGUAACCAAAUAGUUGGGACUACAACACCCAUCAGCCCCAGUUAAUAUGAGCAAGAUAGUGGAUUGGAGGGACUUUAGCUGAAACUCUGAACAUUCCAGGAAGCUAUCUGAACAUUGGCUAAGUAGAUCUUCCUACAUUCUAAAUUUCUUUCUAGUAACCAAGUCCUGUGAGGAACCAUUAGGAAAUCAGUAUACUUAGUCUGCAGAAAAAAACUGAGGGGAGAAGUUGUUGUAUAGAGGAGGGAGUGAACUUGUCCCAGAGGGCAGAACCAGAAUCAGUGGGUUGAAAUUGCAGGAAAGAAAAUUCAGAUUAGGUAUUGGACAGGAAGUUCCUAUAUACUCUGUAAUAAGUUGCCUCAUGAAAUGGAAUGUUCACUGGAGAUCUGAUGGCUGACAUCAAGUAGAUAAUCUUGAUUUUUCAAUAUCUCCCAAUUCUAUGAAAAACUUGUCAGCUUUCCCAGAGGAUUGUUCAUUUUCAUUUUGUUGUAACUUAAAUUGUACUCACAGGAUAGAUAAGGAUAAGGAAUGAAAACACGUUGACUUUUUAAUGCAUGCUGAUAGGUGAAAUAAGGACUUUAUGGUGUCUAGUAUUUAUUCCAGAUGAAUUACCUUACAGAACAUGUUAAGCAAAUGAAAUUAACAUAUGGAAAAAUGUAAAUUAACGUAUGGAAAAAUGUAAAUUAACCCUUUAACUAUUCAACUUACAAUGUACUAGCCUUGGUUCAUACAGCAUAAUAGACUAAAAAGUGUCUGGCUGCUUUAUGGUUCAGAAUGUUGUGCUAAUUUAGCCGAGGUGAUUGGUACUUGAAAAAACUGACAACAUAUGAAUUAUUUUAAAUUGUUUUAUUUUUUAAAUAAUCAUUUUCCUCAGAAUUUUUGUGACUGCACAGCUCUGUAAACUCAAGUCAAAAAUAAACUAAAACAUCAAUUACA